AUGGCCAUUGAAUCACUCCUUGUCUCUGGAGCAAAGCCAAUCCUACAGAGUUUGAUUCAUAUCGUUACCCAAGAAAUUGGUCUAGCAUGGGGUGUCGAGGGAGAGUUGGAAAAGCUCCAGACUAACUUGACCACCAUCCAAGGUUUACUGGAUGAUGCUGAGAAUCAGCAAGUGGAGAACAAGGUAGUCAACAACUGGCUGAGGCGGCUCAAAAGCGUUGCUUAUGAUGCGGAUGAUGUGCUGGAUGAGUUCAACUAUAAAGCUUUACAGCGUGAAAUAGAGACCCCGGACCCAACCUUAAGAAAGGAUGGCAUCAGGAAGGAUGCAAAUGACUUCAACCUUAUUAGAGUAGAGCCUGCUGCUAAUCCCAAAGCCAUGAUGAUGAACAGAGAGGACGACCGACAAACCUUCUCUCUUAUAGAUGAUUCGGAUGUAGUUGGAAGAGUAGAUGAUAAAUCAAAACUACUUGAUAUGCUUAUAAUUAACAACACUAAAGCCAAUGAUCAAGUCAUUUCAGUCAUCCCCAUUGUAGGAAUGGGGGGACUCGGGAAGACGACUCUUGCUCAAUGGGUCUUCAAUGAUCCCUUGAUUGUGAAGCAUUUUGAUUUAAGAAUGUGGGUAUGUGUGUCCCAAGAAUUUGAAGUCAAGAGACUUGUAAAAGAAAUCAUAGUCUCAGCACGAGCUAAAAGUGAUGUAUCAAACUUGGAUGCAUUAAACUUGGAAGCAAUAGCAUGUAAGCUCCAAGAUAUGUUGAUGAAUAAACGAUUUUUGCUUGUACUAGAUGAUAUCUGGAGCGAAGAUCAUGAAAAAUGGGAUAAAUUGAAUGUUGUCUUAAGAUUUGGUGGUGUAGGUAGCAAAGUUAUUGUGACUACACACAUUACUGGAGUUGCAAGAAUGGUGGCUACAAGUGACACAUAUCAUCUGGGAACAUUAUCGAAACAAGAUUCUUGGUCAUUGUUUAGUCGAAGAGCAUUUAGCAAUGGUGGGCCACUAAAAACCCCAUACCUAGAAGAAAUCGGAAGGAGAAUCAUAAAAAAGUGUGGAGGAGUGCCUUUAGCAGUGAAGGUCUUAGGAAGCCUAAUGCACUCCAAAAUAGAAAAGCAUGAUUGGUCGUCUAUGGAGCAAGAUGAACUUAGGAAUUUACUACAAGAUAGUAGUAGAGGAAUAAUGCCCAUAUUAAAGUUGAGCUAUGAACAUCUGCCAUCACAUUUGAAACGUUGUUUUGUUUAUUGUUCAGUAUUUCCGAAGGAUUAUACAUUUGAUAAAAAAACAUUGAUAGAAUUAUGGAUGGCAGAGGGAUUCCUUGGAAGUAAACAAAUGGAGGAUGUUGGCAAUAAAUAUUUCAAUAUCUUAUUGGGGAACUCUUUCUUUCAAGAUGUGGAGAAAGAUGAAUAUGAAGAUAUAGUAUUGAGAUGCAAGAUGCACGAUCUUGUACAUGAUCUUGCGCAAUCUGUAGGAAAGCCUGACUAUUCCGCUGUGGAGGCCAAUCAUGUGGAACACAUUCUUAAUGAAGUUCGUGGUUUGACACUUUUUUUCGAGGAGAAAGAUGAUGAUAAAAAACUAUUUGAAAUUCCAAAAGAAGUCUUGAACAAGGCAAAGAAAGUGCGGACAUUAAUGUUUACUUCAUCAUCGCCAUAUGUUGUUGACAUGUUGAUGAGCACUUCAUCGCCAUAUGGUGACAUGUUGAUAAACUUCCAGAGCUUGCGUGUGUUGGGAUUAUGUAAUUGUUGGGUAGAAAACUUGCCGUCUUCAAUAGCAAAAUUGAAACAUUUAAGUGAAUGUGACACCACUGGAGAAAUGGACGAUGAUGAGGUGUUAGAAGGCCUGGAACCUCAUCCAAACUUGAAAAAGUUUUCGAUGUACCAUUUUGGCGGUAUAAAAUGUCCUACAUGGAUGGCAAGUGGUUUGUCAGCAUACCGAAAUUUGGUUUCAUUCAAACUCAUGUGCUGCCCUAGAUUGGAAUCUGUCCUGCUUGGGGAGCUACCCUUUCUUAGGGAUCUUCACUUGGAAGAUAUGGGAAAUCUGAAAUGUCUUGGUCGUCAGGAAUUCUUCUAUCAUAGCAGCAGAAACAGUACUACUACUGGUGCAACUUCCUCUUCAGCAGGGACGGUAGCAUUUUCGUUCCCUUCCCUCAAAAGCUUGUACUUUAAUGAAACAAAUGAGAUGGCACUAAGUUCAUUGUCUAGCAAUCUUAUCUCUCUGAAAUUUCUUCAUAUUGAUUAUUGUCCAGAACUCAAGUCUGUGCCGGAGAGGUUGCUACAAAACAAUGCACAUGUUCUUCAGGAAGUUAAGAUUUCACGUUGUAAGAAGCUUGAAACAAUUUUUCCAAGUGAAGGACAAGAGGGAUCCCCCCUUCCCCUAGCUUUCCCAUCUCUUCAAUCCUUGCAUAUAUGGGAAUGUCCUUUAGUAAAGCCUUUACCAGACGUGUGGAGAAUGACUUCUCUUCGAGAAUUGAAGUUGACAAACUUUGAAAAUUUGAAGUCACUACCAGAGGGGUUGCAACAGCUCACUAUGCUUGAGGGUUUAUACAUUAAUCGUUUUUCAGAGGGGAUGGAUUAUAUAAAAGGGGAAAAGGAUCUCCAACAACUUGUCUCCCUUCGACGCCUAACACUUAUUGGCUGGCCUCAGCACAAGAAUCUCCGAGACCAACUUAAGCACCUCACUAAGCUUAAAAUUGUGACCACAGAGGAGCAUAUGUGGUAA
This is a messenger RNA of Telopea speciosissima, 2703 nucleotides long. RefSeq names its product putative disease resistance protein RGA3. NCBI's taxonomy places the organism in Eukaryota, Viridiplantae, Streptophyta, Magnoliopsida, Proteales, Proteaceae. Gene Ontology annotation, biological process: defense response to other organism. Bases 1 to 2703 code for a protein of 900 amino acids. Gene Ontology annotation, molecular function: ADP binding. The record is from RefSeq and is a predicted model, not a curated record. The transcript has 3 exons.